AAAAUGGACAGAAAGCUUCAGAAACAACGUGAGCCAUUAAAGAAAUGCCAAAAGAAGAAAACGAGCCACACAAGGAACCUGAAUCUUCGGGACAGCACGCAUUCUUGAGAUCCUGUAAAUCCCGUUCGUGGCCCUGCACUUUUCAUUUAUCUUAAUCCCCUCCGUUACGGCGGCGGACCGGAGCAAUUUCGCCACCUAUGCUGUUGCCGUCUUCUCUCCGACACUCUCCGGCCGUACCUUCUUUACCUUUGUUCUCUCACCACCGUCUCUAUAAUCCCAAGCCCCUUCCGAUUCUCCCCUGUUUUCAGUUCUUUCCCAAACCCCUUCUUCGAAUUCGCGCCAUUGAUGCUGCGCAACCUUACGACUACGAAUCCAGAAUGGCAUCCCGUUUUCACAACUCCGAGAAGCUCAAAAUCGCCAUCGUUGGGUUUGGUAACUUCGGUCAAUUUCUCGCUAAAACAAUCGUCCGGCAAGGUCAUACCGUCUUGUCUCAUUCCCGAGUUGACCACUCCGAUGCGGCUCGUAAGCUCGGGGUUUCGUUUUUUUCCGACCCGGAUGACCUUGCUGAAGAACACCCAGAGGUGAUUUUGCUCUGUACGUCGAUAAUUUCAACUGAGAGUGUUCUCCGAUCGUUGCCAUUGCAGAGAUUGAAGAGGAAUACAUUGGUAGUAGAUGUGCUUUCGGUGAAGGAGUUCCCGAAAAGCUUAAUGCUGGAGCUAUUGCCUCCGGAUUUUGAUAUAAUUUGUUCUCACCCAAUGUUUGGCCCUGAAAGCGCUGCGAAAGGGUGGAAUGAGCUGUUCUUCGUUUACGAGAAGGUUCGAAUUGGGUCGGAUGAAUCUAGGGUUUCACGCUGUGAGAAAUUUUUGAGUAUUUUUGAGAGAGAGGGUUGCAGAAUGGUGGAAAUGAGCUGUGUGGAUCAUGAUAGAUAUGCGGCUGAAUCGCAAUUCAUUACUCAUACGGUUGGGAGAGUUUUGAAUAUGUUGAUGUUGGAAUCUACACCGAUUAAUACUAAAGGGUAUGAAACUUUGUUGGAUUUGGUGAAGAACACUGCUGCAGAUAGUUUCGAUUUGUAUUAUGGUUUGUUUAUGUAUAAUAAGAACGCGAUGGAGAUGAUCGAGAGAUUGGAUUUGGCUUUUGGAGCUUUGAAACAACAGCUUUUUGGGCGAUUGCAUGAUAUGGUAAGGAAGCAAUUGUUUGGAAACGGUGAAAAAUUGCAAACAUUGCCUGAAAAUCCUCCUCAAAAUGGGGCUUCUUUUGCACUGACAUCUUAUCUGGAAGCUACCAGGUUUCAGGACCUUCCUCCAACUUAUGACAUCAAAGCCACAAAACUUGAGGAAAAUUCAAAGCUCAAAAUUGCUGUUGUUGGAUUUGGUAACUUCGGUCAAUUUCUUGCCAAGACGAUAGUAAAACAAGGUCACACUGUGUUAGCCUACUCGAGGUCGGACUACUCAGACGUAGCAGAAGAGAUGGGCAUCUCUUACUUUUCUGAUAUGGAUGAUCUAUGUGAAGAACACCCAGAAGUAGUUCUUCUAUGCACUUCCAUUCUUUCAACAGAGAAAGUUCUCAGAUCAUUACCUUUUCGGAGAUUGAAACGAAACACUUUGUUUGUCGACGUACUUUCCGUGAAAGAAUUUCCAAGAAAUUUGUUUCUUCAAAUUUUACCCCCGGACUUCGACAUCCUCUGCACACAUCCUAUGUUCGGGCCAGAGAGUGGUAAGAACGGGUGGAACGAUCUUUCCUUUGUUUAUGAUAAGGUUCGAAUAGGAAAUGAGGAAUCGAGAGCGUUCCGUUGCAACUGCUUUCUUGAUAUAUUUUCGAGUGAAGGGUGCCGAAUGGUGGAAAUGUCGUGCUACGAUCACGACCGGCAUGCAGCAGGGUCACAGUUCAUUACCCAUACAAUGGGGAGAGUUUUAGAAAAGUUGAGUUUGAGCUCUACACCAAUUAACACCAAAGGUUAUAAUACCUUGUUGGACUUGGUGGCGAACACUUCUGGAGAUAGCUUUGAUCUUUACUAUGGUCUGUUUAUGUACAAUGCAAAUUCCAUGGAGCAACUCGAGCGGUUGGACUUGGCUUUUGAAGCAUUGAAGAAGCAACUCUUUGGCCGUUUGCACGACGUUCUUCGGAAGCAACUUUUUGAGAAUACAAAUGACAUCAUAGACGCACAGGAAGAUUUAAAGAUAAUGCCAUAUCAGAUCGGCACUGCUGCUCUAAGCUUCUCUGAUUCUCGUGAUCUUCGUUAAGAAUUGACCUUCCCUUUCACUUCUUACUCUGAGUUCGGCGUAUCGUUCAGCCACUACAUUUCUUCGCUUGUUUUAGGUUUGCUGGUGAUGUACAUUUGUUUUAGCCAAGGUCGUCUAGACGCCUACCGAAUCAGCCAUGUCGACAGCACGGUUGGUUGUAAGCAAACUCUUCCUAAAUUCGAUGACUGAUAUGAACUGAUAUAAAACUGCUGCAGGGAGAAUGGUGAGUAAUUUAGGUGCAAUCUAGGUAAGGAGCUUUUAUUAACACUAGGAGAUGGAACAGGAUGAGUUAGAAGUCAUAGUAGGAAUAAAUUCUGGAUUAGACAUGGAGGUAAGAAUAUCUUCUGGAUUUGAGUUGGAAGAAUUUGGGUUCUUUCUUCUUUAUGGUUCUCAAGACAAUAGAAAUCCUCCAUUUUGUGUCGAGGAGAAAGGGGGCGCAUGGAGGAAUCUAAUUGAAUCAGAUCAAGGGUCCUAAUCGAGUCCGACUGACCUUACUUUUACUGGUUCCCGCCUCUUGUAAUGCGAUCAACCCACAUUCGAGGAGAAAGGGGUGCAUACAAUUCUCGCAUGGAAGAACCUAGUUGAACCGGAUCAAGGGUCCUAAUUGAGUCCAACUGACCUUCUUUGGUUGGCUCCUGCCUCUUGUAACAUGGUCAACCCGCAAUCGGUUAUACAAAUUAUUGUAGAGUUUUUCAGGAAUGUAUUGAGUUCAAGUUUGUCCUAGUUCUCAAUCAUUUUGUGGGUUUGUAUCACUUGAAUGCGGGAUAUUCAAUAGUUGUAUCAAAUAAACUUGAUCGGUUAACUUCUA
This is a messenger RNA of Cucurbita maxima (winter squash), 3048 nucleotides long. RefSeq names its product arogenate dehydrogenase 1, chloroplastic-like. Gene Ontology annotation, biological process: L-tyrosine biosynthetic process. Lineage: Eukaryota; Viridiplantae; Streptophyta; Magnoliopsida; Cucurbitales; Cucurbitaceae. The record is from RefSeq and is a predicted model, not a curated record. Gene Ontology annotation, molecular function: prephenate dehydrogenase (NAD+) activity; NAD+ binding; arogenate dehydrogenase (NADP+) activity.